Messenger RNA from Motacilla alba alba, 6593 nucleotides. RefSeq names its product phospholipase C like 1 (inactive) (gene PLCL1). Bases 2045 to 5038 code for a protein of 997 amino acids. The record is from RefSeq and is a predicted model, not a curated record. The transcript has 6 exons. NCBI's taxonomy places the organism in Eukaryota, Metazoa, Chordata, Aves, Passeriformes, Motacillidae. Gene Ontology annotation, biological process: lipid metabolic process; intracellular signal transduction. Gene Ontology annotation, molecular function: phosphatidylinositol-4,5-bisphosphate phospholipase C activity.
GCUUAAUGUGUCAAUUCAACGGAAGAACAGAUACGCGAAAUACUUGCCUUUUGCAUUUUAAAGCUAUAAAUGUUCAGAGGAGACCGAGGUGGUUAAAUGCAAAAGAGCCUCGAGGGUCCUUUGUAAGUUUCACGUUGAAGUAUUAACCCAUUAAGUCCAGCAAAGCGUUAAGGGUGAUUUUAGUUUUGUAAAGACAUCCACGAUGUCUUUACAUGGGAAUGCUUCCAGUCUGAAGUUGCAUAAAUGUAUAAAUGCUUUGCUAAAUCAGGAUCAAAGUUCUGUAACUGUGCUGGUAAGGAGAUGAUAUUUUCUCUUAGAAUUGCGUGAAGGUUUCAAAAAUUGAAAAUACACAAUCUUGGAUUUCAGUCAAAAAUGUAUCAUUAUUUUUACAGGCUAUGCCAGUUCUGUGUGGUAGGUGGGUUUUAAUGUCAUAAACGGUGUAUAAUUGUUAAUGACUGAGUAGCAUUUUCACUACCGGUUGGUAGUUUGAUAUUGAUCAUUUAGCACAUCUGAUAAUGAUCAGCACAUUAGCGCAUAGUGCCAACGAUCACUCUUCUGGAAAUUCCUUGAGCCAUAUCUCAGGAUGGUGUUUAGAAGGAGAAAGAUUCCUGACAGAGGUAAGAAAGUAUUAAUGUUCUUAUACAAAAAACUCAUCUGAAAUACUGAGUAAACUCAGUUUCCCGUGCUUAGGAAUGGUGGCUUCAAACUGGAGCAGAUGCCUAGAAGGAUAGCUAGGAUGGGCUGAUAAGGUGGCUGGAUUGAAUACUAUAAGAGGGGAAAAAUAGAUUCCUUGGACAAGAGCAAAGGACUCUUACGUGUAGAUCCAGUCUGCAAACUAGACGGUUACUCUGGGGCCUGUAAGGGUUUGGAAUGAUCUUUUGAUAGGAGCGGAAUGAAAAAUACCCUUGUUAACCUUAAAUGUAACUGUUAAAUAGAUGGAUUAAAUUAGAUAACAUGGCUGUGUCUCAUAGCAGGGGUCUGAACUUGAGAAUUCCCAGGCUGUGCAUCUCUAAGGCACUGUGUUGGGACCCCAUAGAAAGCAUUGCAUUUCUUUUCCCUCAAGGUUAUCUCAGUGGUAUAUAAAAGUGUUUUGAAUCACAAUUUUCCUUUGGCAUUAUACUAGGAAAUACUAUUAACUUGAGGUAGAAAUGAAAUAAUGUAUUUAUUUGAAUUUUCAGGAAUUUCUAACAUACUAGGACAUAUUCAUCAGGUUUAAAUGCAAAUUUUAGUUAGAAUUAAGAUAAAACCCUCCAACUUACAUUUUUUCUUUUUUCCAGGACUUCAACAUGCAGGAUUUCUGCACAAUCAUUAUGUUUUACAGGGAAAUGAAUUUUCUAAUGAUUUAUUAUAUUUAUUUUACUCCAAAAUGUCCAUAUGUUCAUAUAAAUCUAUAGUCAAAAUAGUAUUCCAUUGCUUCCUCUAAGCUGAUCUUAUCUGCUGAAAAAUGUGACUUAAGAAAGCAAAGGAAGUUGCACAGUAAGGACAAGCUCUUAUUUUGCAGGAGUUGAACAUUCCUGCUCUGUUUUCCCAUUUCUCUCCCACCUAUUUAAAGGUGUACUUUAAACAUGAGUGGUCUUGCUCAGUUAAGCAAAAAGUUAAAAUUCUGUAAAUUUAGAUGGUCAAAGUACACUUUUAACAGCAUUUUUCCCCAGCUGUCUUCUGAAACUCUGCAAGUCUCAAGGUUAACAUCUGAGAGUUCAAUUCCAGUGGAAGCCAGACUUGCUUACAUUGGAGCGUUCUGGCACCCACAGUAUAACUGUGAAGUACAAAGGCUGAACAGGGACUUGCUUUAAAAAUCUUCCCUGCUGCAAAUUCCACUUGGCGUAUAUUGCAAGUAAAAUAUGAACCCUUCUAAAUAAUCUUCAGUGCAUUCAUGUGCUCUAUAUUUGGCUUCAGAAACAAGAGAACUCAUUUAUAUAAAAAGAACAAAGUGUAGCCAGAAAAUUAUUAUUCCCAUUUUGCUUUGCUGAUGUUCACAGCUUUGUAGAUUGAGGAUCCUUCAAACCAAAAAUGUGGAAGAAAGAAAACAGUGUCCUUCAGCAGCAUGCCAUCAGAGAAGAAAAUAAGCAGUGCCAGCGACUGUAUCAGCUUUAUGCAGGCUGGGUGUGAAUUGAAGAAAGUUCGUCCAAAUUCCCGGAUUUAUAACCGUUUUUUUACUCUGGAUCCUGACCUGCAGGCUCUUCGCUGGGAGCCUUCCAAGAAGGAUCUGGACAAAGCCAAGCUUGAUAUUUCUGCUAUAAAAGAAAUCAGACUGGGGAAGAACACAGAGACAUUCAGGAAUAAUGGACUUGCAGAUCAGAUUUCUGAGGACUGUGCACUGUCAGUAAUUCACGGUGAGAACUAUGAGUCCCUUGACUUGGUUGCCAAUUCCGCUGAUGUGGCCAAUAUUUGGGUAUCGGGAUUAAGGUACUUAGUUUCUCGUAGCAAACAACCCCUGGACUUGAUGGAAAACAGCCAUAAUACCCCACGGUUUGCCUGGUUAAAAGCUGUAUUCGAAGCAGCAGAUGUUGAUGGCAAUGGCAUAAUGUUAGAAGAUACAGCUGUGGAGCUAAUAAAGAAGCUUAACCCCACCUUAAAGGAAUCAAAGAUUAGAUUAAAAUUUAAGGAAAUUCAGAAGAGCAAAGAGAAACUGACAACGCGAGUAACAAAAGAAGAGUUUUGUGAAGCAUUCAGUGAACUUUGCACAAGACCUGAAGUGUAUUUCUUACUUGUGCAGAUAUCCAAAAACAAAGAGUACCUGGAUGCCAAUGACCUCAUGCUGUUUUUAGAGGCUGAGCAAGGAGUGACCCACAUAACAGAAGAAAUGUGUCUAGAUAUUAUACGCAGGUAUGAGCUUUCUGAAGAAGGACGGUUGAAAGGUUUUCUUGCCAUUGAUGGAUUUACUCAAUACCUAUUGUCCUCAGAAUGUGAUAUUUUUGACCCAGAGCACAAAAAAAUUGUCCAAGACAUGACACAGCCUUUGUCACAUUACUACAUCAAUGCAUCCCACAAUACCUACCUAAUAGAAGACCAGCUCAGAGGGCCGGCUGAUAUCAAUGGUUAUGUCAGAGCUUUAAAGAUGAGCUGCCGCAGUAUCGAGCUGGACGUCUGUGACGGCCCAGAUAAUGAACCCAUUAUUUGUAACCGCAACAACAUGACAUCGCCACUCGCCUUUCGAAAUGUCAUCGAAGUAAUAAACAAAUUGGCCUUCUUUGCCUCAGAAUACCCUCUUAUUCUGUGCUUGGGGAACCACUGCUCUGUACAGCAGCAGAAGGUGGUGGUGCAACACAUGAAAAGAAUCUUUGGAAACAAACUGUACACAGAGGCACCUUUAUCCUCAGAAGCCUACCUCCCAUCACCUGAGAAACUGAAAAUGAAGAUCAUUGUGAAGGGGAAGAAACUGCCCUGCAACCAGGAUGUAUUAGAAGGAGAGGUCACAGAUGAAGAUGAAGAGGCUGAAAUAUCCCGAAGACUAUCAGAGGACUUCUCGAGGGAACCAAAGCUGAUCUGGCUCUGCAAGGAGUUGUCUGACUUGGUGUCCCUAUGCAAAUCUAUCCAAUACAAAGAUUUUGAGACAUCCAUGAAAUCUCAAAAUUAUUGGGAAAUGUGCUCCUUCAGUGAAGCAGAAGCCAGUCGGAUUGCAAAUGAAUACCCUGAAGAUUUUGUUAACUACAACAAAAAGUUUCUGUCCAGGGUAUACCCGAGUGCUAUGAGGAUAGACUCCAGUAACUUAAAUCCUCAAGAUUUUUGGAACUGUGGUUGCCAGAUAGUGGCAAUGAACUAUCAGACCCCAGGGCCCAUGAUGGACCUACACACUGGUUGGUUUCUACAGAACGGGGGAUGCGGGUACGUUCUCAGGCCUUCAGUGAUGCGUGACGAAGUGUCUUACUUCAGCGCAAAUACCAAGGGUAUUGUUCCUGGGGUCUCCCCGCAGGUCCUACAUGUCAAAAUUAUCAGUGGGCAGAAUUUUCCAAAGCCCAAGGGUGCGUGUGCAAAAGGGGAUGUCAUAGACCCCUAUGUCUGCAUAGAAAUACAUGGGAUUCCUGCAGACUGCACCGAACAAAGAACUAAAACUGUGCAGCAGAACAGUGAUAACCCUAUUUUUGAUGAAAGCUUUGAAUUCCAGAUCAAUCUACCGGAGCUGGCCAUGAUCCGCUUUGUUGUUUUGGAUGAUGACUACAUUGGGGAUGAGUUCAUAGGACAGUACACUAUCCCACUGGAGUGCUUACAGCCCGGGUACAGGCACAUCCCACUGCGCUCUUUUGUUGGUGAUAUCAUGGAGCACGUUACCCUGUUUGUUCACAUUGCAAUAACCAACCGAAGUGGAGGUGGGAAGGCACAGAAGCGUAGCCUCUCGGUGAGGAUAGGGAAGAAGGCAAGGGAGUACACCAUGCUGAGGAACACUGGUCUCAAGAUUAUUGAUGACAUCUUUAAGCUGGCAGUGCACCCAUUGCGAGAGGCUACUGACAUGAGAGAAAAUAUGCAGAACGCCAUGGUGUCGGUGAAGGAGCUGUGUGGGCUGCCGCCCAUGGCCAGCCUCAAGCAGUGCAUCCUGACCCUGUCCUCGCGCCUCGUCAGCAGCGACAACGUGCCCUCGGUGGCCCUCUGCAUGAAGGACACCUUUCCUUACCUGGAGCCUCUGGGGACCGUGCCUGAUGUGCAGAAAAAGGUCCUGGCAGCGUAUGACCUGAUGAUUCAAGAGAGCAGGGUUCUUAUUGAGACGGCAGACACCACUCAUGACAAGAUUGUUCAGUGCCAGAAAGCAGGAAUGGAAUUCCAUGAAGAGCUUCAUAACCUUGGGACAAAAGAAGGUUUGAAAGGAAGAAAAUUAAGCAAAGCCAUUGAGAGUUUUGCAUGGAAUAUCACAGUGCUGAAGGGCCAAGGAGAUCUCCUGAAGAACGCCAAGAACGAAGCCCUGGAGAACAUGAAGCAGAUCCAGCUGGCGUGCCUGUCGUGCGGACUGAGCAAACCUGGGAGCGGGCAGGCAGAUGCCAAGGCAAAACGGUGCCUGGAGGCAAUACAGGAGAAGGAUACUGGAGAUGAGAAUGGGAGGCUGUGAGGAGAGGCAGAGCUGUCACAUUUGUCACAGAUUUCAAUAAGUCUAAACUAUUUUUUUAAAGCAUUUAAAAAUUCACACAGGAGUGCCCUCUACAGGGUGUGAUAGUAUUAAAAUCCUCACAAUGUCAGUAUUUUAAUGCAGUUAAUUUAUCAAAGUUAAACUCUGGUAGUGAGAUUUCUAAUGAAGCCAAGCUGUCUGUAUGCAAGUGCGUGUGUGUGUGUGCGCACAUGCAAAUCCUGUAGACACCCUCUCAUGCAUCACAUUAGCCGUUUGCUAAUUUAUUCCUUUGUCAUCUUUGAAUAGGCUUAUUCACUCUUGAAGAUCAAAACAAAUUGAGAGCACUUGUAUCAGUUUUGGGCUUUACUUUACUCUCCAGCUUUUAUCAUUUUACUUAUAGGUUAUAUUACUGUUACGCUGUUUAAACAAACAGACAAACCACAACAAAUUUCACUGACAGCUGUUUUUGUGAGGACAAACCGAUGGUUUGCUGCAGACCCUGAAGGUGAUUUUUAGUGAACAAUUACAGCCAAGUAAACAGGAUAUUAAAUGAUCAGAAUUGCUAAGUAGAUUAUCAGUAGAUUUGAGGUGUAUUUUUCGCUGAAUUUAGCAAACUGCUCUUCAGGGUACACCCAAACAACACAUAAUAACAUAAGAACUAGCUAAUUUAGUUUAUUCCAGCAAAACAUUGCUACCUUGUAGAUCUGCAAGACAGCUACAGUCUUUGCUGAUAGACAUUAAUUUGAGUAGUAAUGACCAUAGCUAGUCAGCCCUGUAAUUAUGGGGAGAGCUGUGAAUACCCUUUGGUGGUCAUGAACGCUGAAGGUGACCUUCAGGCUGUUCUGAAACAGCCACUGGUGCCAGUAUUAAAAGGAAGGUUUUCCAGAUUUCACAAAAUGUGAGCUUUACUGCAGAUGUGUCAGGCCUUGCUUGCCACCUUCUGCAUAGAUGUUGGAGUUAGCUGGAUGAAGCAGGCAGGCUCUGGCCUAAUGUUUUUGUGGUUAAAAUCAUGCUAGAGAUUUAAAAGCAGGGCUGAAGAACUGCUACAGGUGUAGUGUAGAGAAGUAGCUUGGGGAAAAACAGGGUGCCAGCAUUUUUGUGCAGCAGCUACAAAUAUCCUAACACAUGUCAUGUGUUCGGGGAAGUUCUGAGAACUGGCUGCCUCUUUGUGCCACUGUGGAAAGGAGACAGAGAAUGUCCCGGAGCAUCCUUGUCCCUCCCAAUGUCCGGUCCACGUGUGCUCACAACGUUCAUUUCAAUUGUUUAAGUACUGUGCUUGAGUGGAAUAUUUGUGUUAUCUUUAACAGGACUAAGUGUUUUAUGGUUAUAAAAAGACUAUAUUUAUUUAAAGCAUUGCUUUUAUUUUUAAAAGCUACUUUUUAAAUUAAUUUGAUUAACAAAUACGCUAAUUUUCUGAACUUAACAAAGUAAUUGCUAAAAGUUUGAUCAUUGGAAAAUCUUAUAUAGCUAUUGUGUUAAGUUAUUUUUGACUUCUUAAUAACACUAUUAUGUUCAUGUUGCACAUUACUGAGAGAGUAAAGCUAUGAAACAACUUUGA